Molecule: messenger RNA, 1633 nt
Organism: Leptinotarsa decemlineata (Colorado potato beetle)
Lineage: Eukaryota; Metazoa; Arthropoda; Insecta; Coleoptera; Chrysomelidae
Product: HEAT repeat-containing protein 6
Source: RefSeq, a predicted model, not a curated record
GUUGCUAGAAGGUACAAUGAUCAAGACAGUACAGUACCUGCACCAGUCAAGUUGGAAUCUCUCCAGGUGAUAUCUGUUAUGAGUAGAAAUUUUUUUGAGGAACUCAUUGCUCCUUAUAUCAGUCACAUUACGAAAGCUCUUAGUGCCGCGUUAGAUGAUAAAUAUCCUGACUUGAAAUUGCAUGCUGGAAGAGCAAUCGAUUUCAUUGGGCAAGCUAUGAACAGAUAUCUCAGUAGUACAGCAACAAAACAAAUUGUUCCCUUCGAAUACUAUUUGCAGUUUUGGCAAACGCUUUUCAAUGAGUCUCUUAUUAAUUUGGUGCAAAGUGAACAAGUAAUUUUGAGAGCAGUGGGAUGUGAUUGCCUAGGAAGUAUAGGAAAUGAUAUUUUUGAUAAGUUACCUAGAGAUAAACAAAUUAUAUGUAUCACUUUAUUAUUUUCUUGUACAAGAGAUGAAGGACAGAGUGUUAGAGGUGCUGCAGUGAGGGCCUUAGGAAUGUGUAUUUUGUAUCCAACUGUUAAAGAGGAUCCUGGUUUCGUAAUCGACACAGCAGAAGCUAUUCAUCGAUUACUCAGAGAUAAAUAUUUGAUGGUUAGGGUAAAAGCAUCUUGGUCUUUGGGCAAUCUGAGCGAAUCUUUAGUUUCCAUGAGUAAAUCUCCAUGUGGAAUUGAGGAAAUAACAGAAAAUCUCAUUCUGAAGAUGUUACAGAUUAGCAUAGAUUCAGCCAAUGAUCAUGAUAAAAUUAAAAUGAAUGCAGUUCGAUCAAUAGGGAAUUUGUUGCUGUUAUUUACAGACCUUUCCAUGGAAAAAACUAAAAUCAAGGAAAUCACCCAACAAGCUUUCAAAGUUUUGGUUGACAAAUGUACAACUGGAUCAAAUACUAAGGUGAGGUGGAAUGCUUGUUAUGCUCUCGGAAAUGCUUUGAAGAACUGUGCCUUCUAUAAGAAUUAUUCAGCUACAACUCCUAAAGAAUGGCAGACUGCUAUUUUUGCAUCAGUUUUUAAUGGACUGGCAGAUCUUGUCGUAAGUUACCGCAAUUUUAAAGUGAGGAUAAAUGCAGCUCUAGCCUUAUCGACUCCAUCUCAGAGAGAACAUUAUGGACUUUUUUUUAUUCCAUUGUGGCGCGCUCUGUUGAAGGGACUGGAAAAUUCACAAAACGUGGAUGACUUUAACGAGUAUAAACAUAGGGAUAACCUCGUAGAUCAGAUUUGCAUAACCUUAGCUCAUCUCACAACAUUACUCCAGACAGAGGAUCUGACCCAACUCCAAGAAACAAUCCAGCUCAAUUUUGAUAUUUUUAAAACUCAUACCCAUAAAGUUUUCGAAAGACUUCUUCCUGAAAACUCCUCAGCUUUAUUUUCGGCAGCUGACACUUUGACUAUAAUGAGCAAACAGAGUUCUCUUAGUGCAGAACAAAAAAGCGUGGUGGAGAAUUUGAUUAAUAUUUUUCUACCAAAUUAUGCCCUGAAAUAAUGAUUGAAAUCAUUGAUAUUUUUGAAAUCAACAUUUUCUAACGACCAAAUUGCACCGUGGAAAGCUCUGUCUAUUGACGAUAACAGGAUCUGUGCUGCUGUUAUGGAGGAACAAGUGUAUUUGUAUUUUUCUGAAUAAACAUGAACUUUUUAAAUUUUUA